UGGAAGCUUGGAGGGGAAAAGAGAGCAGAAGAGCUACAAAGCGGUUUUGGAAAAUCCCAUGCUGAGGUUUUCGGGGCUGUACCAGGAGACCUGCUCGGACUUAUACGUGACCUGCCAAGUCUUUGCAGAAGGGAAACCCCUUGCACUUCCUGUCCGGACCUCCUACAAAGCCUUCAGCACCAGGUGGAACUGGAAUGAAUGGUUGAAACUGCCGGUCAAGUACCCAGAUUUGCCAAGGAAUGCUCAAGUGGCCUUCACCAUAUGGGAUGUCUAUGGACCUGGCAAAGCAGUACCAGUUGGGGGAACGACAGUCUCACUCUUUGGAAAAUAUGGGUUUGUGGACCCCGCAAGCCAUUUCUCCUGGAGGGAGAGCUAUUACCGCUCCGCCAUGUCUCAGGGCUCCCAGACCAGGGAAUACGUCCAUCCGGAGUUUUUUGAGCAGCUUUGGGAUAUCCUAGAGCAGCCAAUAUGUUCAGUCCAGCCCAUUGACUUGAAUUUUUUGGAGGAGCCGGUGGAGAAUGUCCCUGCGAACAAGAUUGAAAUCAGCAUGGAUUGCAUCCGGAUGCAGGAUUCAGACCUAGGUGACCCAAUGUGG
This is a messenger RNA of Anolis sagrei ordinatus, 595 nucleotides long. NCBI's taxonomy places the organism in Eukaryota, Metazoa, Chordata, Lepidosauria, Squamata, Anolidae. The record is from RefSeq and is a predicted model, not a curated record.